Cuculus canorus (common cuckoo) is the source of this 1895-nucleotide messenger RNA. RefSeq names its product prohibitin 1 (gene PHB1). Bases 158 to 976 code for a protein of 272 amino acids. Gene Ontology annotation, cellular component: mitochondrion; membrane. Lineage: Eukaryota; Metazoa; Chordata; Aves; Cuculiformes; Cuculidae. Gene Ontology annotation, biological process: mitochondrion organization. The transcript is spliced from 7 exons. The record is from RefSeq and is a predicted model, not a curated record.
CCGCGGCGGCGGGUGGAGGUCAGGGCGCUGCGGGGCGGAGCGGGAGGUGCGGGCCCGGAGGGGCUGAGCUGCGGUCGAGAGGGCGGCUGGGGCGGAGGGGCCUGCCGGGGGGCUCAGAGGAGGGACUCUCUGAAGGGGCUGGAACUGGACGUGUGAAAUGGCUGCGAAGGUGUUUGAAAAUCUUGGGAAGCUCGGGCUGGGCUUGGCUGUCGCAGGAGGGGUUGUGAAUUCAGCGCUGUACAAUGUCGAUGCAGGCCACAGGGCCGUCAUCUUUGACCGAUUCCGUGGGGUCCAGGACACAGUGGUGGGAGAAGGUACCCACUUCCUCAUCCCUUGGGUACAGAAACCCAUCAUCUUUGACUGCCGCUCCCGCCCCCGUAACAUUCCGGUGAUCACUGGCAGCAAAGAUCUACAGAACGUGAACAUCACGUUGCGCAUCCUGUUCAGACCAGUGACUGCCCAGUUACCACGGAUUUUCACCAGUAUUGGAGAGGACUAUGAUGAGCGCGUGCUGCCCUCAAUCACAACUGAGAUCCUCAAGUCUGUUGUGGCUCGGUUUGAUGCUGGAGAAUUGAUCACUCAGAGAGAACUGGUCUCAAGGCAAGUGAGUGAAGACCUCACGGAGAGAGCAGCAACCUUUGGGCUCAUUCUGGAUGAUGUCUCCUUGACCCACCUGACCUUUGGCAAGGAGUUCACGGAGGCGGUGGAAAUGAAGCAAGUGGCCCAGCAAGAAGCAGAGCGAGCCAGAUUCAUUGUGGAAAAGGCGGAACAGCAGAAGAAAGCUGCUGUCAUCUCUGCUGAGGGAGACUCAAAAGCGGCCGAGCUGAUCGCCAACUCGCUGGCCACAGCGGGUGACGGUUUGAUUGAGCUGCGCAAGCUGGAGGCAGCCGAAGACAUUGCCUACCAGCUCUCACGGUCCCGCAACAUCACCUACCUGCCCUCCGGACAGUCCGUGCUGCUCCAGCUGCCGCAGUGAUCCUAGCUCUGCAGCUCGCCUCAACCUGCCAGAUCCGCCCUUUCCAAAUGAAUCUUUGCAAUUUCCUCACUGGUAAAAGCAGGGGAAAUUAAAAUUCAACCCAUUUUGAAUUCUUAAUCAAAUAAAACUGAACGCUCUCGACAACAAAGCUGCAUUCCUCCCAGAGCAGUGGCUCUGCUGACCAUCCAGCUAGGUUUGAGAAUUGCCCCUUUCCAGGCAGUUUGAGCAACAGGAGCAGUUUCCAUCUGUUCCCUCCUGGGACAGAGGUGGCCCUGGUGGCUGCCUGGCCACACGAGUGCUCUACCCAUCAGGUCUCACAGCAACGCUUCAGUGCCUUCAGGUUGGCUGAGCCAGGGCCAUUACAGAUGUGCAUGUCCUGGACCAUGGAGCAGGGACGCUCAGGGCUCCAUCUCCAGGUGUCAGCGGAGUGAGAGGACACCUGAACUGUCAGCACAGAGGCUCUGUGCCUGUGCUGAACCACAGCACUGACAGCUAGAGAUGCAGGGCGAGUGGAUUUUGGCAGGGGUGAGAGAACAGCCGAGAUUCACUUUGUGUAGUAGAUGGAUUUCAGGCUUGGAGAAGAUACUCCUCUGCAGUAAAUACUUCUCAUGCCUGUGCUGGCAAUGGGACAUCUCCCCUUUUCCCCCCACCGCCACAUGCUGAGCUGUUUGCUGCUGCUCACCCUGUUGCACAGCACCGGUUCUUUCACCAAGGUCAGUAAAGGUGGCAGUUGGGCUCUCGCAAGCGGCUCCUGGUGCAAGGGCUGAUUGGUGCUCUGUGGCUCAGGCUGUUGAAGGCGGCAGAAUUCUCUGUUACAUCAAAGAUCUUUUUAAUUUAGGGAACCUCAAUUGUGAGGAGGAUGUGGUGGGUGAGAUUGUAUAACCAGUCUUCAAUAAAUGUCACAGUCCCAAGCGUAGCA